UGAAGAAGAAGAGGAAGAGGAAGGAGGAGGAGGCUGGUUAGGCUGGAGAGAAGACACUGAAGAAGAAGGAAGAGGAGGAGGCUGAAGGCAGGAAGAAGAAGGAGGACGAGGAGGCUGAAGGCAAAAAAAAGAAGGAGUAGUCUCGAGGGAGGACACUGAAGAAGAAGAAGAAGGAGGAGGAGGCUGUAGGGAAGACACUGAAGAAGGAGGAGGAGGAGGCUGAACGGAAGACACUGAAGAAGAAGAAGGAGGAGGAGGAGGCUGUAGGGAAGACACUGAAGAAGGAGGAGGAGGCUGGAGGGAAGACACUGAAGAAAAAGAAGAAGGAGGAGGAGGCUGGAGGGAAGACACUGAAAAAGGAGGAGGAGGCUGAAUGGAAAGCAUAGCAGGUCCGGCCUCCCAGCCGUGUCGUGCAGCCGAGGGUGAUGGCGAGGUCGUCCCACCUGAGCCUGUACCUGACGGUGUACCUGUGCCUGUGUCUGCUGGCCAACCUCGCCCUGGUGGUGGUGUUCCUCGGCGGCCAGACCAAGCGGCGGCCACAGCCAGGUGAGGCUCAAGCCUGGACGCCCUCCAGUGGACAGACGCUGGGCUGUGACAACCUGCUGGCCAUCUCUAACCUCACCCUCAUUGGCUCGGGCUGGACCAAGGCUGUGUACAGGGGCUGGUACAGCACUAGCUGGGUGGCAGUGAAGACUGUCCACACCUCUGGCCAUGACAUGACAGAGUGCAAGGCAGCAGAGGUGAGCGUGUGCUACCGGCGAUGUGCAGCCAAGCUGCUGCAGGAGGCACGGAUGCUGCACAAGCUGACCCACCCCAAUGUCAUCAAGGUGUAUGGGGAGUGUGUGCCGGAGGUGGAGUACUCCCCGGGGCCGCCCAGGAGUGGGGUGGUGGCCAUGGUGGUGGAGCUUGGCCGGCCUGUGCGGGUGGUGGAGAUCCUUCAGAUGGGCUACGAGGCAAGGCUACAGCUGGCUGUUGAUGUGGGAAGGAUUCUGCUGCUGCUGGCCCGGUCGCCCGUUGGUCCUGUGCUCAUGAAGGACUUUAGGCGGGAGCAGUUUGUCAUCGUGGACGGGUCACUGAAGCUGUCUGACGUGGACGACGUGGUGGUGGGCGACCCGCAGUGCACCACCGCCAGAGACUGUGUGAUGCAGGACAGCACCAAGGAGACCAUCCUGGCCAGUGUGCCCUGUGACCGAGGUCUGUGUCGAGGCUUCAACAGUCUCCUCAACUCCAUCUACGCCAGCCAGCACUUUAUGCGCAUCCUGAUCCCCUAUGGUGGCCCCCCCGCCCUGGAGCAAACCAGCCUGUACAUAGUGGAGCAGCAGGCUCAGGGCAGGCUGGACUCUGAGCACCUGCACCGAGCCAUCCAGGCGCUAGCACACAACUUCUCCACUGGUGGCUACCUCACCCACGCCGAGAAGCAGCAGAUAAACAAUUUUGUAGUGUUUCAUGACUCCACUGUGGAAAGGGAGGACUUUCCUUGCCUGAGAAUGGAAGGCAUGAGCUGCGUGCAGUCUGUGUCCUCUCCUGCUGAGGCUGCCUCGCUGUGUUCCCAGCUGCCUGCCUGUGUUGCCUUCGUGUUGCUGGAUCAGUGGGCCUGGACAGGCCGCCAGAUGGCAGUGUUCAAGACAGGCGCCAAGACAGUGAGAGAGAAGGAGCGCCACACACUCUACGUCAGGCGAGGCCAAGGCUAAGAGGCACCAGCUGGUUCAUUCUUGGGAACAAGGACAGCUGAUGACAUUCAGUAGCCAGAACUGUGACGGUGAUGUCAACCCCGCUUCUCACCUUACCCUGUCGAAGCACUGCGCUUCUGCAAGCACUGGAGACGAUGGAAUACCGCACGUUAUGUCUUGUGGUUUGCUCCUGACGUUGACUCUCCCCUAUCACUUCACCCCACUCCUCCCCCAUACUCCAUUGUUUUUCUCCUCUACCUUUGCUGCCUGCUUCACCUUACUUCUAAACAUUACUCAUAUCUUUCUAUGGCUUGGGAUUCCCGGCAGUUAUUUAUUCCCCUUUAAUUAAUUUCUUCUUUAAUUUCUGUUAGUACACCAUUGACUGGGUUGUUCAGAGCCCAUUAGAAAUGUUCAGGGUGGGUAGGAAGGGUCUUGGAGCGGUGGCCAACAGAUUAACUACUCUGGCAGAGCUGGUCUAUUAACCCUUUCCUUGCGCGCGGGACAGGACGCGACUAUCCCCUCAGGCGCAGUCGGGCAGCCCAAUUGGGGGUCUCUUUUAACCUCUGUAUCUCAAAAACUUUUCAUCACAGCUAAAAACCAAAAACACCAUUGGAAAGAGGAGGUCCAGAUCUAUAGGAGUCGGUUAUGUAUGCCUCUCUUGCGAACUUACAUGCACGUUCAGGGAGUGUUGAAUGUUAACACUUACGUCGGUGCGUGCGGGAUGAUCAGCCAUAUUGAGGGAACUGCAGACAUCUCUCCUUCAGAUUCUGGCAAGGGAGUAUUGCCAACUGCAAUAUUUACAACUAUUUGGUCAAAGAAUCAGUCAGGUGAUAGGUGUGAAGCUAUGCAAAAAUCCCGCUACAUUGGGCAAGAACAUCCACCAGUUACUCGUCCGUAGAUUUGCCGCACUGGGCUGAUAUGAUUUUCCACCAAAUUUAGUGAAGAACCCACUCAAUUGGCAGUCCUGUGUUGUGAGAAUUUGUGUUGGAACACUUUCAUACGCAGGAGAUUUGAGUGCGGGUGGAGCUCGCAGCGAGCGUUUAGCACCCCCAGCAAAUACACCUAACGCUCGCUGCGAGCGUUUAGCAAUGAAAAGGUUAAAGAGGACUGGCCAAUCUCUGAUGGCUGUAGAAGUAGUAGUAAUGUGGUAGCAACCCACCAGGAGAGUAGUAUCCAUGUGAUAGAACUUGACCUUAAAAAUGUUCAAAAUACAAAUGUAAAACAGCAGCAUGUAAAAGAUAUUAAAAUUGAACCUUAGAACCAACCUUCACUUACUUUGAAAGAGCACACACAUAAAAUAAGGUUAUUAUAACUAGAACAUUUUGUUUAACAUUUAUUUACAAAAGGGAUAUGGUCAUAUGUAUGAACAUGGCUCACUGCAGUGCUUGGGAAGCUGCACAGGUGGGAUGCUUGCUCAGUCACUGGCCGGGUAACACUGAACGGGUGAUGCAGCCAAGGAACAGAACAAGUAACACAUGAUGGGUAAAGGUAGACAAUACAUUUAUGGACAAUAAUAUCCUUCCAUCUUACUCAUUACUCAGCAGUUCCUUUCCAGGCUGCAUGGCACUCUCCUCCCCUCUCACCCUCCCUCCACUCUCCUUCCUUGACAGCCCCCCAUUUGCUACCUCACCCUACUCCCACUUCAUCCCUCUCCCCUGCCAGUUCAUCCCCCCACUCCUCAUCUCCCUUACCCUCCACUCUCCUCCCCCAUUAGAUCAUGCCCCAUUCCCCUCUCCCUUCCUCACUCAACUCUUUUAUUCUCCUCCAUGUGGAAGGGGACUGCUGUGUCACAAGUAUAAGAGUAAAGUGGAUCAACAUUUUUGUCCGCUGCUGCACCACAGGCCAGGAUGCCAAGUGAGGGGACCGGCUGGGUGCAGGACACAGCCCGCCCUCCACGCCAGGCUCACAGGCUUUGGUACAGCUGCCCUCUAGGUCAAAUCAUUGUUACAGUUAAUUUAUGUAUGAGUAACAAUAGAAUAAAGCAAUUUAAAAUACUUGAAAACUAUGGAACACUGAAACUAACCUGAAGCAAUCAUUCAUGUGACAGAACAACACUUGUAAUCAAUGGAAUGGAAAUAAAAACACAAAAUUUAUAUAAGCAAUAAUAACCAAUGUUAAUUGACUGAUUAUUUUUUUUAUAUCCCACAUACAACUAUGACAACUAUGGAAUUUGACAAGUCACUUACUGCUCAUUAUAAAAUCCUUACAAAAGAUACGUACCAAGUUGUACCGCUAGCUUAUCUAUCUCGUUUGAUAUUUACACCAGAAUAAGUAUGUACCAACUUGGAGAGAAUAUAAACUAUGGACUCUUGUAUCCACAACAAUGUCUGCAGGGUCACAUAUACAUCAUAGAACACUAAAAUCAGGCUUGACAAUGCUUUAGAGCUACCAGCUAAAGCUUUGCAAACUUUUCAAAAUAAAAAUAUAUAUAAUUUUAACAAUGAUGCCUCUUGAAUCAUUACCUUUGUUAAAUGCAUCAACACUAAGCCUGAGGUGAAGGCAUGCUGAAGCAUUCUUGUUCCAAGCAGGUCCAGCUGGUAAUUGAUUUAAGGCAUUUACACCAAAUAAAAGGUUUCUGGUAAUAAAUCCUAAAUGCCUGAAUAAGUUACAUUUAAAGCUGGUUAUUUUGAAGAUCACAAUGGAACUUACCUUACAGCAAUCAUAACAGUUAACUGAUAGGGUCAUUAUUAACAUGUUACACCCCACCCCAGUGUCCACCAAAAACAAUGAGGCAGGCAGCUACGUCACACUUCUUAAACCGUCAAUCAAUUACAGAGUGUUGAUAAAAUAAAGUACAUUUGAUUGCAUUCUUCUUCCCAUUUAAACAAAAAUAUUCUGGAUGUCAAAACAGCUUGAAGGAACAAGGUGACACAGCUGUCGUCCUGCGGUGAGCAUCAUCUUGACCGAGACACUGGGGCAGACUAUGGUACAGCUCCUCCGGCACGGGCAGCAGGAAUGCUUUGUCACAAGGCUCAGAUUACUCAAACCUUGAUAUGUACUAACCUCAAGAUGCUGCCUCAUGAAGUGAUGGUCUAGUCCCAUAACAAAAAUAAUCACACACACACACACACACACACACACACACACACACACACAUACAUACACACAUACA
Molecule: messenger RNA, 4782 nt
Organism: Eriocheir sinensis (Chinese mitten crab)
Lineage: Eukaryota; Metazoa; Arthropoda; Malacostraca; Decapoda; Varunidae
Product: extracellular tyrosine-protein kinase PKDCC-like
Exons: 8
Coding region: 426-1691 (421 amino acids)
Biological process (GO): protein phosphorylation
Molecular function (GO): ATP binding; non-membrane spanning protein tyrosine kinase activity
Source: RefSeq, a predicted model, not a curated record